This is a messenger RNA of Pseudozyma flocculosa PF-1, 444 nucleotides long. RefSeq lists its product as uncharacterized. Gene Ontology annotation, cellular component: signal recognition particle, endoplasmic reticulum targeting. The transcript is spliced from 3 exons. Gene Ontology annotation, biological process: SRP-dependent cotranslational protein targeting to membrane. The coding region runs from base 1 to 444 and encodes 147 amino acids. The record is from RefSeq and is a predicted model, not a curated record. Gene Ontology annotation, molecular function: 7S RNA binding. Lineage: Eukaryota; Fungi; Basidiomycota; Ustilaginomycetes; Ustilaginales; Ustilaginaceae.
AUGGUCUACGUCUCAGACUGGAACGACUUCCAACAGCGAUGCAUACACCUCUACCAGAAGAGUCCAGAACGGACUCGAUACCUGAUCAAAGCCAGACCAUCGACGCACCAGCUCGUGUUAAAAGUGACCGACGACCAGACCACGCUCAAGUUCCGCACGCGCUCCUCGGUCAUCCUGGGCCGCUUUGAAGUCUUCAACCGCGCAAUGAUGGCCGCCAUGGCCGGCCACGAAAAACCCGCGUCCCUCCUCAAUCCCCCAACGCCCGCCGUCGGGGCCGCGACGACAACACAGCACGAUGCGGCCGCCGCCUCGGGCGCGGCAUCACAGGCUACCUCGACGACUGCGCCCGCGGCAACAGCAGCCGGCGCAACAGCAUCCGCAGGCACAGGCGCGGGUGGGACGUCGUCGGCGAGUAAAAAGAAGAAGAAGAAGGGCAAAAAGUGA